Messenger RNA from Scophthalmus maximus (turbot), 16675 nucleotides. RefSeq names its product microtubule-associated protein 1Ab (gene map1ab). Gene Ontology annotation, biological process: regulation of microtubule depolymerization; axonogenesis; microtubule cytoskeleton organization. NCBI's taxonomy places the organism in Eukaryota, Metazoa, Chordata, Actinopteri, Pleuronectiformes, Scophthalmidae. Bases 23 to 12463 code for a protein of 4146 amino acids. The record is from RefSeq and is a predicted model, not a curated record. Gene Ontology annotation, cellular component: cytosol; dendrite; synapse. The transcript is spliced from 7 exons. Gene Ontology annotation, molecular function: actin binding; microtubule binding.
UCACUCGCACUCGGCGGUUGUCAUGGCGAUGGAGUCAGCCUCGGCGUCGGCUCCGGGGGUCGUUGCCAUGGAGAUGCCGAUGCGCGGUGCGCUCCCGGUGGUGGAGGAGGACGAGGGCUGCGGCGCGCCGCCGGGGUCCGAGGAGCGACUGCGGUACCGGCGACGUGGAGGCGGGCGGCGGCGCGGGCUGCCGUUCAACCGGGCCGGCCACUACCUGCUGAUCGUGGUCGGCGAGAUCGGCACCGAGCAGCAGCUGCGGGCCGCCAGGGCGCAGGUGGAGCGGGGAAUUCGAUCAUGGGACGUCGACCUCAAGUGCUGCGACCUUGAUCAGCAGCUGCAGCUGUUUAUAUCCCGCCACUCCGCCCACUUCUCCUCAGAGGUCAGAGGACAAAGGACUCUCCACCACAGAAGUGAUGUCCUAGAGACGGUGGUGCUCGUCAACCCUUCAGAAGACACUGUUGUUUCAGAGAUCCAGUCUCUAGUUACAGACUCAGCAGCACAAAAGCUCCUGGUCUUAAGUGGCCAGAGCUCAGAUCACGGUGGCCUUCUUCUUCAAACUGGGGUUUUCACCUACCAGACCUUUUCACGUGUCUUUACUGAUCCUGGGGUCAGUGAAUUACUGGGCACAACAGCCCCCAAGCAGCAGGCUACACUCACUGUGUCCUGCCGCGGGGAGGUGGGCUGGUGCUCCCUGGGACAGCAGCAGACCCUACGGGAGUUCCUGGACUACAAACUAAACCCUGAACCUGUUCUCCCCAAGAUGGAGGGCGUCAGCGAGUUCACAGAGUACAUCUCUGAGACGGUCGAUGUCCCUUCACCCUUUGACCUCCUGGAGCAACCUACUUCUGGAGGCUUUCUGAAACUGUCCAAGCCAUGUUGCUACAUCUUUCCUGGCGGACGAGGAGACUCUGCUCUCUUUGCUGUGAAUGGCUUCAACAUUUUAGUGGACGGAGGAUCUGAAAGGAAAUCCUGCUUCUGGAAGCUCGUCCGUCACUUGGACCGCAUCGACUCAAUUCUACUCACACACAUUGGAGCUGACAAUCUCCCGGGUAUCAAUGGCCUUCUUCAGAGGAAGAUAGCAGAACAGGAGGAGGAGCAGUCUCAAGGUUCCACCAACUAUAGCGACUGGAUGAAGAACCUGAUCUCCCCUGAACUAGGCGUGGUCUUCUUCAAUGUACCAGAGAAGCUUCGUAUGCCAGAAUCGAAUCUCAAAGUGAAACGCAGCAUCGAAGAGGCCUCACUAACUCUGCAGUACCUUAGCAAACUAGGAAUCAAACCCGAGCCACUCUUUCGAGUGGUAAGCAACACUAUUGAGCCCAUCACUCUGUUCCACAAAAUGGGAGUGGGCAGGUUGGACAUGUAUAUUCUCAACCCUGUCAAAGACAGUAAAGAGAUGCAGUUUUUAAUGCAGAAGUGGGCUGGCAACAGCAAGGCCAAAACUGGUAUUGUGCUGCCCAACGGCAAAGAAGGAGAAAUAUCUGUGCCCUACCUGACAUCGAUUACAGCCUUAGUAGUCUGGCUCCCCGCCAAUCCUGCAGAAAAGAUUGUCAGAGUGCUGUUCCCAGGGAAUGCACCACAAAACAAGAUCCUGGAGGGGCUAGAAAAAUUAAAGCACCUUGACUUCUUGCGCUACCCCGUAGCUACGCAAAAGGACAUUGCCUCAGGAGCUCCUCCCUCUGUUGUAAAACAAACCAAGUUAAAACAAAGAACAGACAGCAAAGAGAGUCUGAAAUCCUCCCCGAAAACUACUGCAAAGGUAACAAAGAAAGACACUGAUGGACAAGAUGAUGUGUCAGCCGCCACAGAGGCAAAGAGCGACUCCGUGAAGGAAAACAUAUCAGUGAAAAAAGAGGAGAAUAAGUCUACCAAGACUAUAAAAUCUAAAGCCGAUGUUCCAGAGAAGAAGAAACUCUUGAAAGAAAAAUCCUUAAAAAAGCACCCCAAGGAAAGGGGGUCCAAAAUGGAUGAGAAAAUGGACAAGGAAAAGAAAGAGAUCAAGAAAGUGAAGAAAGACGACUCUGCUAAAAAAGAUGACAAGAAAGAUUUUAAAUCCAAAGACGACAAAAAGAAGGACACACCCAAACCUGAGCUGAGAAAAAUGACAAAGCCUGACCUAAAACCACUCACACCAGAAGUCAGAAAGACAUUACAUAAAGCUAAAGUGUCGACUAAAGCCAGAGCUGGAAAAGUCAAAGGAGCAAAGGCUGAACCUGCUGAACCCAAACCAGAGGAGACAAAACCUGCAACAAUUCAACCUGAACCAAUAGUGAAUGGAGCAGUUGAGGGCAUCUCUGCUCCCUCCACACCUGAAGACCUCACCAAGGAUUUUGAUGAACUGAAAAAAGCUGAGGUUGUAGCUGUAUCAGCAGAACCACCAGAGAGUAUUGAAGAUUCAUCUGAGCCAACCGCACAAGAUAAGGACGAAGCACAAGAAACUGUAUCUGAAAUUGCUGCUGUCAGAAGGUCUCCAGAAAAAGAGGCCCCAGCCCCAGAAGAGAAAGCUGAAGUUGAAGACAAAGACAAGGAAUCGAGAGAGAGGGAAUUAGAAGAGGCACAAAAGUUUGAAGAUGAGGGAGCGGCAACUCAGGAUGAGGAAGAGGAAGAUGAGGAAGAAGAGACCCCAGCUGCCAAAAAGAUAACAGAAGAGGAGGAGGAGGAGGAGGAUAUGGGAAUAGGUGAAGAGGAAGAUGAAUCAAAAUGGAAGGAGGCAAAGCAUGAUGAACUUGACAGAAAACAUGAGAUAGAAGAAAUGGAGAAAUCUGAAAAUCUCUCAGCUGUAGCAAGAGAGGAGCUUCGAAUGACUCCAUCCAAGGAGGAGCAAGAGGAAGAGGAGGAGGCAGUAGGGAAAGCUGAACUGGAGGAGGUGGAAGAUUUAGAUGUAAUAGCAGAUGAAGAGAUCAAAGUCAAACCCGAAGAUGAGCUUGAAGAACAAAUUGUCACUGAAAGACAAACUGCUGAACACUCGACCGCAGCUAAAUAUGAGGAAGAAGAGGAGGAAGGCUACCUGUCACAUGUUGGAGGAGCCACAGCUCCCAUAACCUCAGUAGCUCUAGGGGCUGCUGCAGCUGAACCCAUCUCCUACAUCCAGGACGAAACCAUCCCUGGCUAUUCUGAGACAGAACAGACCAUAUCUGACGAGGAGAUUCACGAAGAGGCAGAGGAGAGGAUACCACACCUUCAAUAUGAUGUUGGUGCCUAUGACAUCUCUGUUCCAGAUCAGACAGAAUCAUUUGUAAACAUUCAUGGCAUGAGGGAGAUGCAAGCCGCAGCUAUGACUGAGAAAGGGUUCAUCCCAGUUGUGCAGGAGCAAGUAUCUGUGUUCACAAACAUCAUGACUGCGCCUCUGGCAGAAGAGGAGCAUGUGUCUUCUGCAACGUCCAUCACAGAGUAUGACAAAAUGUCCUCCUUCCCCACUUCUAUUGCUGAAGAUCAAUCUGUGGCAACUGUUGCAGCACAUCAGGCUGGGGAACCACCCAAAACACCUGAUCCCCUGGCCAGCCCACCUGACGCUACACAAGGCAAAGAGCAACUGCUCUCUGCAGGAAGUCUAUCACCACCUUCUUUAGAAGAUGACAAACAAUCCAAGUCUCCAUCUGACGACAUGCACCUUCCGGUUGCAGAAGUGAAGACGCUGGAUAAAGUUCCUGAUGCUCGUGAUGUGGAGGAAGAAGAUGAAAAUGAAGAAGAGGAGGAUGAGGAAGAAGACCAAACUCCUAAUGUGGAAAUUUCACUUGAAAAACUCCAAGAGGGCUAUUCUUCAUUCCAAAUAUUACAGGAUAAAGAGAAAGAAUUGGAAAAGCUUGCUGGUGAAGUAUCUCCUGUUUCAAAGUCUGUACAAGACACCAAACCAGUCCACUUGCCAGUUGAAGAGGAAAAUUUUGAUGAAUUUGCACCCAAAGAUAUUUCAUCUGUUGUGCCCACCAGACCUUUUGGAUCAGACUCAGUAACUUCAGAGAGCGAGGAGCGUUGCUUCAGUCCUGAUGAUAUCACUGUGAAAAUGGCCUCCCCUCCACAUUCUGGUCCAUCAAGUGCAGCCCCCUCUCCAAUUCGUCAGUCACCAGUGGAAGACAAAAUGAAGGUUUUCCCUGAUUUGCAGUUGCAAAAGCAAGAAGAUCUCCCCAAUGUGGUCACUGCAUCUGAGGACAAAACUAAACAGAAAGAGGAAACAGAAUCAGAGAUACAAAAAGAUGUGGCCAAACAGAAAGCCGAUCAGCAUGAAGUAGAAGCUGUGACAUCCUUGGACAAACCAUUAGAAAAGGACAUAAAAGAGGUUCCAGUGAUGAAGGUGCCUGAAAAAGACACUUCACCAGUGCCAAAAGAUGAAGGCAAAGAGACAGAAACAAUCCCUGUUGUAUCUGUACCUUUAAAAGAAGUUCAGCCACCCGUGUUAGAGAGGGAUUCCCUCAUCGUAUCUGGACAUGAUGAAGAUGUGCAAAGAAAUUUAGAAUCUAAAUUGCCUGCUACGCGUAAAUUUCCAGAGGGGGACAGUCAUUUCUUAGGAGAUGAUGAUGAUGAUGAUGAUGAGAACAAAAAAGAUGACAAUGAUGAUCAUUAUGAUGAAUCUGUAGUUAAAACUGUCAAGGUGGAACCUGAGAAAGAAAAGGAGGACACCUCCUUCUUCAUUAAAGAAGAUGUUUUCACCAUUAAGCCUAGCAUGGAUGAAAAAGCAGAGAAAGAGGCAGUAAAGGAUGACCCCUCCGUUAUUAAAAGUGUCAAAGAAGAGCAAAUUGCAAAGGACUCUGUCACUGUUGAUAGAGCCCUUAAAGAUGAACAAAAAGAGUCGAGAGAAGACCGUAAGGUUGAAGUCAAAACUACCAAAGAAGCAGAGUUCGAAGUUGUCGCUUUUGAGGCAAAACAAGUCGAAGACGAGCAGAAGCAAAAAGUGACAAAAGAAGAUGCUGGUUUUGACCUCAAAACUAAAGAUGAGGUUAAGGUGACAGAUGUUAAGAAGGACGAUGUGGCUGAUAGUGAUGUUUUGAAAGACAAGGAGAAGAAAGACACAGAAAAGGUUGAUUCGUUUGGCAUUAGCUCUGAAAAGACUGAAGAAAAAGAGAUCGAAACAUGGGACAUCAAACUGAUCGACGAUAAGAAAGAGGAGAAACAGAAGGAAACAAUAGAUGUUUCUGCUCCCAAGCCCUUUACAGAUGAGCACAAGGAAAGUGAGGAAGAGAAAGAGGUGGGUGAUAUCACUGUUACUAAACUCACCAAAGAAGACAUUUCUGUUAAGGAUGAUACCUCUGAUGUGACCAUUAAAGUAGAAAAGGGGCGAGAGAUUUGUGAGGAUGCUAUCUCAACCAUCAUCCUCACUACGACGGAGGAAGGGGAUGUAAUCGAUUCCAAUGAUGACACAAGCACAAAGGUUGACAUUUUUGUUGCCAAACCCACCCCACAAGACGAAAAAGAGAUUUGUGAGGAUGCUAUCUCAACCAUCAGCCUCACUACGACGGAGGAAAGGGAUGUAAUCAUUUCCAAUGAUGACACAAGCACAAAGGUUGACAUUUUUGUUGCCAAACCCACCCCACAAGACGAAAAAGAGAUUUGUGAGGAUACUAUCUCAACCAUCAGCCUCACUACGACGGAGGAAGGGGAUGUAAUCAUUUCCAAUGAUGACACAAGCACAAAGGUUGACAUUUUUGUUGCCAAACCCACCCCACAAGACGAAAAAGAGAAAGAUAUCAGUAAAGAUAUUUGUGCUGGCAAAUCAGUAGAAGAAGAAAAGGAGAAAGCAGUGGAUAAGGGGGAAACAUUCACUUUCAAACCAUCCGAGCAAGGAGAGGUAACAGUUCAGGACCAUAGCGCUGAUAUCAAGCCCAUAAAGGAAGAAAAACAUACAGUGCAAAUUAAGGAAGAAUUGUCUGAGAAAGAAAGCAAAGACACCAGUGGAGUAAAACCCCUCAAAGAUGAGGAGAAGACUGAGUUGAAAGAAGUUACACAUGAUGUAAAACUCAUCAAGGAGGAGGCAAAAGAAACACCAAAAGAGGAAACUUGCUAUGCACAGUUUGAAGUUCAAGAAGAAGAAAUGGAAAAACAGAAAGAAAAGAGCAGUAUUUCUGACUCUGUAUCCAUUAGAGAGCAGAAGGAAACGGACAUUGUUGAUAGUUCUGUCAAAAUCUCAAAGGAUGACAAAGAGGCGGAAAAAGGAGACAUUCCUGACAAACCAAUAACAGAGGAGGCGAAGGAGCAGGAGAAGGGUGACAUCUCUGACCACAAACCCAUCAUGGGGGAAUUUAAGUGUAAAGAAUCGGAAAAGGAUGAUGAGAAAGACUCCACUGCAGAGCAGCCCAAGGAUGCGCAAGAGAAAGAGCCAACCAAAGUUGAAACCAUCAAGGAGGAAUUGAAAGAUGCUGUCAAACAAGUCAGUCAUGAGGCUGAAUCCAUCAAAGAGGAGACACUAACUGACACUCCAACAUUAAUGGCCGAAGACGAGAAAAAAGGGGAAAAAGAUUAUUCUUUUGAGUCAGAACCCAAGGGGGAUGAUAGAAAAGAGGUAGCUCUCUCAAUGGUUCAGACCUUAGAAGAUGAGCAGACUAAAAAGGAUGAUAUCCGUGACAUUAGUGAAAAACAUACAUAUGAAGAAACUUCUGCUAAUCUUCCUGGUGCUCAGGCAGAAAAGGACACUUGUGGUGCUGCAUCAGUAGAAGUGCAACACGACCCCUCCGUAACAAAAUCAAGGGAAGACCUGAAACCAGCAGCCGACGACAUUACUGUGUCUCCCCAUCACAUCACGGUGGAGAAAGAGGAACAAGGUAAAGAAGCAAAGGUCAUUGUUAGUCAUGAAGAGAAGACAGAGAAAGAAAAAGAUGACACCCAUGUUGCUGAGCUGAGCAAAGAGCAGAAGAUGGAAAAGGAGCAAGAAAAAGAGUACAGCUACGAGACUGAAGACAACAAAGAUGAAAAAACAAAACCAGCAGAGGAAGAAAAGAUACUUAAAGAAAAGUAUGUUGCUCACACAAAGACUGAUGAGAUCGCAGAAAAAGAAAAGUAUGACUCCCCUGAUGCAGAGCACACCAAAGAGGAGAAGUGGGAGCGAGAGGAAUUACAGGAGAAAGAAAAGGACAAAACCAGUAAACAACCUGCACAGACAAUAUCAGAAGAAGCAGUGACAACCAAGUCAGAUUUCAAGCCUCCAUUUGUGGUUCAGUCCUCUGAUGAAGACAGAGAAGAUGAAGAGGAGGAGGACAUCUGUAUGGGAGGAGCAGGCUCCAGACCUUUGUCAGUGGAGCCGACAAAGUCAGACCAUGACACCUCCUCUGCCGGUCUGCCUAUAUCUGACACUGCACUGACAAGUGACCACACUGAACCGCGAACAUCAUAUCAGACCACAGUGAUCAUUCCUACACUUAUAAUGCAGGAGCCCUCUAUUGAUGAGGACGCAAAAGAGGUUGUCAAGGAAGAAUCCAGUCUUUCACCUGGGACAGACAAAGAUGUGAAAACAGAAACCCCAACUGCACCUCUAGCUAAGCCAGAGCCCUCCUUUGAUAUUGUCAUAAAGGAGGAGAUGGCUAUUAUUCCAAAACAAGAACCAGCUCAAAUCCCAGCUGCUAAAGCAGAACCAGUGUUAGACUUAACUGAGAAAAAGCCUACGUUGACCACAGUAUCAAGUACAGACAGUCAACCCAGGAGCUGUACCCUUUCGAGCACAGAGAGCCAGUCCAGUGAGGAGCAAAUACCACAACAAGAGAAACAGGUCCCGUGUCAGGCGAGCCCAGGAGUUAUUGCUACAGAAAAGACAAAGCCAAGUGAGAAACCAGGGAAAGAAGCCGAAAGGGAGAUGGAAGGAGAAAGAGAAAUGGCUUCUCCAGGAUUUUCACGGCCUUGUCCAUAUUUUAUGUUGGACAAAGAGGACGCUCAGGAUGCUAGACACACUGAUGCUUUGAAAUUAGAGAAUAUCACCUCAGAGAAGGAGAUGGUCAGUGGAAACCUACCAGACGAAGAGCAAACCUUUGGUGCAUCCAAGUAUGAUCCGUAUGAAAAGCCCAUCCCCAAAGAUCAUGACGUGGACUCGAGGGACGAGAGCGAUGGUUUUGAUCACACCACAGACAUCGAUAUUGAUGACAACAGAAGAACAAGCCAAGAAGAGGCUGGCGGAGCCAUGUUCCUCCUUGAUGAUCAAUACAAAGAAGAGCCUUUGUCCUUUAGCAGGGUUGACUACAGCCCGGUGUCCCUCACAGAGAGUGAAAGAAGCAGCCACCACAGUCGAAGCGCCUCCCCUAAAUAUGAAAACAGAGAGAAAGGCCAAGAGGAGGAGAGUGAGAGAGAAGAAAGACCAGAUACACCUUAUGUUGACAAGAGCUUCUCAUCCAUAGACAUGCAAGACAACAAAAUGUCCCAAGCUGCCGAGUCUUAUACUUUCUCUCCCAAAGAGGACAAACCUGAGAAAUCUGAGAAGGAGAAAGAAGAUAUGGAGGAAGGUGCUGUAGCAGCAUUCGAGCCUGGGGCAACAGGAGAAAGUGCUGCAGCAGCCAUUCAACCAGCAGGCGCAUCACUAAGACAAGAGACACCCUCUCCCUCGUCGAGCCAAUCUUAUCUUGGUACCCAAGCUUCAGCUCCUCCUGUGGCCUUUGAAGAAUUCACAGAGAAGAAAACCACGGAAAAAGAGAGGGAAAAAUCAGCUGAGUCACUGAAAGACAAAAUGGAGUCCUCUGAUCACGAAAAAGAGGGCUCCCCGUCUGGUCGGCACUCGCCAGCGGAAAAAGACAUUUUACCUCAUCAAGCGUCACCGUUUGUGGAAACGUCAGCUGACUCAAGGGCUGCCCCUGCCACCACAUUUGUAGGGCAUGAAAUAGAUGAUAACGUCCUUGCCUCCGACUACAGUCAAGUUAGCAGCUCUGCCACUGGUAGAUCCAUGUUAGACUUUCCUGAGGGAAAGGAGAGCCUUAUAGAUAAAAGGUUACUCGUUGAGGGGGAAGACUUCACUGUUGAUGAUGACGAAGACGAAGACGAUGAUGAAGAGGAAGAAGAAGAGGAGGAAGAGUUGAGUGAUGUAGAUAUGGAAAAGGGUGCAAGAGAGCAAUCUGAAAAAGAAAUAUGCAGACGUAGUUCUGACGAUAGUGCUAAGUUAACAGAGACAGAGGACUCUAAUAAGAAAUCUCAGUUGCCUGAAUCAAGCUACCUUAAACACGAAACCAUGUGUAAACCAGCACCUGAAGAUGCCUCAGGUUCCAAAGUCAUAGGGACAGACAAGCAGGAUGUAAGUGAAAAACCACCAUCCCCUGACACAACAACAUUCAAAGAAGAGGACAGGACUAGCGAUACAGCUAAAUCCAAACCAACCGAGACAAAGGGCGAAGAUGUAGGCAAAACAACUGCAUCACCAGCACCCAGUGCUCACAAAAUGGAUGAUAGCUGUGCUGCUUCACUUGAUGCCCCAAAAGAUUAUGAAACAAAGAAAGCAGAGGAUACAGACAAAAAGCAUUUGUCCCCCGAACCAACCACAAAGAGAAGGUUGUCAUGGGCAGAGGAUGUAACCUCCUCAGAGUCAAAAAAAGGAGAUGAAGACAAAGGGUCCCCAUCUCCAAGCUUUUUGGCAACGUGUCAAUCAAAGACCGCAAGCAGCUUGACAGGCAGCUCUUUGCAAACUGAUCACUCAAAAUCCAAGCCUUCAUCUAGUCCCUCCCCUCCACUAACAGGCAGCUAUGCUGAUAUAGGACAGAGCAGAUCUGGAGAUUAUUCUGAGCAUUUGUACAGUGAACACAGUCGGGUAGAAUCGAAGGAGGAUAAGACACAAACACCCAUGUUCUCAGAUGCCUCCCAGCAAUCCCAGCCAAGUGAUGAUAAAUAUUACAGCCGAAGAGACAUCCAAGGAGAAAGUCUAGAUGAAAGGCAGACCCUCGACAUCGCCACAAAACAGGAGGAAACUACCUCAUCCGCUUGCACAUACAGCAUGUUAACAUACUCUUCCACAUCGUGUAGUUACUUGUCCUCAGCGUCAUCUUCUGCCCCUUUUAGUCAAGAGCCUGGGGAGAAAGUUGAAACUUCCGCAACACUAUCCAGCUCUGAGGCACCUCUUGUUAAAGAGGAGCCAUCCCUCACAAAAAAACCUUCAAGCUCCUGCUUUGGGGGAUUUCAGAGAGAUGAGUACAUGGAGGUGACAAUGAAACCUGCAACAAAAAUGUCUUUACUCAGCCAGUUUGAGGAGACCACAUCAUCAUCUCCCGUCCCGUCCACCACUGCCAAACAGACGGAGGAUCAGAUUGGCUCUACAAAGUCAAGCACUGAUAGUUUUUAUAUGCUAGAAACGAAGAUGACAACAUCCACCACAUCGCCGCCUCGACAGCUCACUGAUCCGGUGAAGAUGUCAGAGAGUUUAACCACAUCAGAGGCUCGCUUUGACGUCUCUCCCCUCCAAAGGGCUGACUCCUCCGACAGGGGGUCUGCAGAAGAGGAGGAGCCUGUUACACUUGAAAUGGAGGACAGCACCCUACCAUGUCGUAUUGAAUGUCAAAAAAUCAAAGUGGCUGAACAAAAAGAAACCUUUUCCUCAACAACUGUGGUAGAAAGUACCACACGUGCCACAGAAACAAAGACUGUCACAAUCACCUCUACGGCUGUUGUGUCUCAACCUGACGUGGUUUUGCAAACGACUCAUCAGACUGCCUCGGUUACUCCGCUGGGUGACAGUGGAGCUAGCAAAACCUCAUGUGCCACAACAGACGAGUUCAAAGAGAAAAAGGAGAAGACUUCGGAGUCAAGAGGAGAACAAAUAAAUGGAGCUACAUCUGCAUCUAUGAAGGAAGAUGCAAAGGUGGCGGAAAAAGAAACGAGUGAAAAAGGUCAAAAGACCGAGCAGAAGACAGAGGAAAAGAAACUAGAAGAAAAGACAUGUAAAGACAGCACAGAAGAGAAGAAAGCUACAACUGACCCAAAGAUGUGUGAAAGAGCAGACGUUGGGGCGGUAAGAGAGACGGAAACUGUAGAAGAGAAAAGCCCGUUGGAUAAGCCACCAGAGAGGUUAGAAAUUAGAAGAAAGAGCAGUAUAUCUGAUUGGGAGUUACUACAGAGGCCUGAUGAUUGCCCAAGUGCCCCUCCUCCGGGUUAUGGUGAUGAUGAGGCGGAAGAGGAGACAAUGGAAACAAUGGAAUGGAUGUCCAGUUUCCACAGUACCUCGAUGUCCACCUCAAAGGAUACCCGCCACACAGGAGACGUGAAGACUGCUCGUCCCUCGGACUUAAACACUGGUGCCACCUCCUUCUCUGCCUCCCCUCCAGAUUACUCCUCGUGCGAAUAUAAACAUCGCAAAGGAGAACUUUCUCCGUCGUUCAUCAAUCCCAGUCCUCAUCAACUCUCCAGUGAUGAGGGCGAUGGGGGGGUCUCGAGUGACCCGGACGGGGACGUGGGCGAGGAUGAUCAGGAGCAGCACUCUGUGAAAAGGAGGUCACACAAGCAGAGGCACCACCACACUCAGAGUAACACUGGAGACACUGGACAGGGGCCUCAACAGCUCUCCGGAGCCAUGUCAUCUGGUUUGGCUGUGACGUUAGCUGGAGAGGAAACACCUCCGACAUCGGUGAGUGAAUCACUGCCGUCACAGUCGGACUCUGAUGUCCCUCCAGAAACUGAGGAGUGUCCAUCCAUAACAGCUGAAGGAAAUCUGGACUCAGACGAAGACGCCGAACACCUGCCAGUGGACAAAUCAUCUGCAUCUGGAGCUGGAGGAGGCCACCACCCUCCAUCACCGAGAUCAGCGCAGAGGACUCAUGAUCCCCUCCCCACUUCAAUGAAGGACCCUCAUCCUCAUCCUCCCCACCCAGAUGUGUGCAUGGUAGACCCAGAGGCUCUCCUCAAUGACCACAGCAGCACAGAGAAACUUCUCAAGAAGGAGCACAAGACUACCAAGGGCCUCAGAAAGGGCAAACCCAAGUCAGCCUCCCCCGCUCGUAAGGGAGACGUUCGGAAGAGGUCCUCUACUCCAGUAAAGCAGACUAAGGACUCUGCCUCACCACGAUCAGCCUCCCUAAGAAGGAAGGACACAGACAGAAGCUCCAGGCUGAUCAAGAUGUCUGACAGUCAAGGCUCCAAGAGCGAGAUCCUCAAUGCAGGGAAAGGCUUGGUCAACGGUGUGAAGAGCAGUUCAGGUAACAACUCACAAAAAACAAGCUCAGCCGUCCCCCCUGGACCGCCUGUCUACGUUGACCUGGCCUACGUGCCCAACCACUGCAGUGCUAAGAACGUGGACCAGGAAUUCUUCAAAAGAGUGCGGGCUGCAUACUAUGUGGUGAGCGGGAACGACCCGGGAAGUGGAGAGCCCAGUCGUGGAGUCCUGGACGCCCUGCUGGAGGGCAAAGCUCAGUGGGGCUCCAAUUUACAGGUGACUCUGAUCCCGACCCACGACACAGAGGUGACCCGGGACUGGUACCAGCAGACCCACGAGAGGCAGCAGGACCUGAACAUCAUGGUGCUGGCCUCCAGCAGCACCGUGGUCAUGCAGGACGAGUCCUUCCCCGCCUGCAAGAUCGAGUUCUGAGCUUUACGGGCCCCCGCUGUGCCCCCCCCCCCCCCCCCCCCCCCCCCCGCCCCACCGCCCCCCGGCCCCACCUCCCAGUCAUCUGCUUACAAAGGAGCGAGAGCAAAAACGGCACUCUGCUUCCUCAGAGCUUCUCACUCUCCAGCACAUUUGCUGCAGCCCUUAUUACGCUAGACUCUGAAACCUCUGGGGUUUUUUUGCUUUCUGUGACAGUGGGCUGAUCACUCUCGAGUGGAAUCCUACUACGUUGGUUUUUCUUCAGUGAGUUUAAUGCCCUGACCCACUUGUGUACUAGCACUUACAGUUGUGGUAGAAAAAGUCAAAGCAAUGUCAGGAGCAAAAAUCACAGCUGACAGCUUUCUUUGCCUCAUAUCUUACAUGAUAUAAUAGACAUCAUCGACUAAAGAUAAACAAGAUGUGGCUCUUGCACUUGUGGCUUAAAUCACCAUUAACCAGGGACAUUAAACACUCCCAAGAGGCAAAUCUCGUUUCCAAACGGCCACAAGACAAGUGCCAAAAGAGGAACGCUCAUUAACUUCUAUGAAAAACAUCUCCUGAAUGAUCUCUCGUCGCCGAUAGUUUCUUCAGAUUGUAUACGCGCAGUGCACAGACAAAAGUUUUUCCGUUUCAUUUCCCAUCGGUGCACGCGCGACAAAACUCACCCUUCGCUACUCCGCUGGCGCUAGUGUUUGGACAAACUCAAUAUUAACAUAAAUCGAUGUUAUGUUUAAAAAAAAAACAAAAAGGAAAAAAAAAUUAAAAAAGGAAACGUUUCUUCUUGUCAUUUGUGCUGACGUGUUAGGAGGAGCCCGAAGCUGCCACCCUGUGAAAGCUUUCUUCUCGACCUCCACAGCUUUGCUGGUGCAUGAUGCUUGCGUUUUAGCUCGGACUCCUCCGGAGAGAAAUGCUUAGGGGUCGAUGUUUAACUUAGCCGGGGCUGCGAGCGUGGAAUGCAGUAUAGUGUGCAUAGGUUAAUACACUGUUUGGCCGUCUAUGCUCAAUUGAAUUCAAUAGGUGGCAGGCAAAAGGACAAUGUUUUUUCACUAAUCAUAUCUCUGCUGGCUGUCAUGGUUCUUCUUCAUCAUGGUCUUUGUUGGUCGUACGUGCUCCAGUAUACAUAUUGGGUAAAUGUUUCUAUAUCGAUACAGAGGUUAUUUAUUUUGUGGUGAUGAAGCAAAUUAGGAUCCUGAGGUGAAUGCAACGUUUUUGGUGUUGCGCUUGAGAAGCGUUUAUUUCAUAUUUCGCUCAUUUCCUACUUGUUCAGCUGCAUUUUUACCGUCUCCGUCCAUAUCACACCGCGAUGGGGGGAAGAAUAAAACACAAACAAGCAGUGACCUGUGACAAAUGUAGCAGAGAAAGCUCGUCUGUUCGGCCCUUCGGAGGGGAACAAUACGCCAGUCGAACUUGCAAUAUUUGUGUGUGGGGUUGGGGUCAUGUUUUCUGGAGAAAAUAUAUGUUUUAUGUGUUACAGGAGGCUUCUUUCAUGUGCCUUUCGAUUGUGGCUUUGGGGAGAUCAAAAUUGUUCCGAGGACGUUGUGAAGCUGACCCAGAGACCAGGGUCAAUCAAGUCAGGGACCAAUCAGUUCAUACAGUACACACACAAACGGUAUCUACACCCAGGACGCUUCACUCGCGGCCUCCAAACUUAGGAAGUGAAGUUUGAAGCCGUGCAGCCCAAUUCUCAACUCCUCAUCCUGAAUUGCCACUUUGGAAAACUUCCAAACCAACAUGAAUGUCUUUGAGCGAGGAAUUGCACCAAAUAGGAGCGCACUUUUUCUGAGGGGGGGGAGAGAGAGUUUAGAAGUUGGAUGUACGUUUGCAGUUGAAGCACAGAGAGUUAGUGUAGCAGCGGACAAUAACUUUUUACUAUAAUACCACACGUGUACCUGAGACGUUCCUUCCGAACUGAGCUCGCUGUUUCGCGAGGGACGGCAACGUUAAAUGUGACGCGGUAGCCCGAAUAUUAAUCCCAGAGUAAUAUUUAUAGGAUGAGCAUGAAUGUGAUGGAUACGAUUGUACUGGGCACAGUUAUGAAGUAGGAAUGCGUUAGAAGGAGUUCCGUGCGCGUGAGAGUUUACAGUGCACAAGUCGAUGUCGGUGUGCGAGGCGCGGCCUUUCCGGGGGGUUCAGCGUGAGAGGUCUUUCUGCUUGUUCACAGCCUGACGCGGGAGCAGCUCAUACGUACGCUCGCGUUAAAUUGAAUUUCUAGUAACAGCUUUACAUUUUCACAACAUCCACUUGGGUUUUAAUUUUCUCCCAAUUUGUGUCGAGAGGCAAAUGCAAGUUUAGCUGUUUUUUCCUCUUUGGCUUACGUUUCAUUAUUUAUUCGGGGGUUUUUUUUGGGGGGGGGGGGUUGCAGACAUAGUUGAGGCUAGAGGAUGGGCCAGGCUGAGUGCAGCAGGGCAGGUUCGGUUUCACCCAGUUCUUUACCUCAGUCUGAUUCAAAACGUGACAUGGCCUCCGUUCAUGUUAACUCGUGUGCUAGCCGGGACCAGUGCCAAUUUUAUUUCCUGUAAGACUUACAUUAGCACGACUGUAUACCUCAUCUUCCAAAGCCUCCGUGCUCAUCGCUCUGCCCGGCCCACCUUUACUUUCGAAGCAUCGACAAGGGAUUUUUUUUGUGGGUUUUUUUUUUUCUCCAGCGUAAUAGCCGUCCAUCAUGCACUGUGUGAGCCUUGAUACGCAUCCGACUCCUCGCGGUGUUUCAGGAGCAGACAUCGGGCAGAAUGGAGGUUUGACCCCGGGCUGUGUAUAGCUGGGCACACACGAGAACACACACAUCUCGGUCCUGGGGGGAGUUGAUCAACCGAAGGGGCACGUUACCAUGUGCACAUCGUGUUCAAAUUGACUCCACUUCACACCUAAAUGUUUGUAAAAGCAUCAAGCAAAAAGUCCUUUUCACCCUUCCUUCGAUUGCUGUAUGGAAAUGUAUCCAAAAACAGGAAGAAGCUUUUUAAUGCGAGGAUCAGAUUUUCUUUUUUUUUUUUUUUUGGUGGACGCUCUGCUGCGUUGCACUGUCUUUUGAUUAUGUUUUUAAGUCGGCAGAUUCCAAAUACCCGGUCUCGAGAUGCUCAACGCUGUGAAAACUACUCAGUACUGGACUGUAGAACUAUACAGAGGCUGAAUGCACUAUACAGGAGAUCUAUUUUUCUGAAUGUAGAGUUGGUACUAUCUCAUGAAUGCUGCUGGAUCAAAAACAAUAGACCAAAAAAAAUAAAAUAAAAACAAACAAAAAAAAAUGUAAACAUUCACACCUACCUAGACAGAAAUCAAUUCUAAGGGAGCACAGAAUGAGGGCAGAGCCGCUGUCGUCUGUUCUGGCAACACUGUCAUUUCAGUCACAGUUCUGAUCCAAAGACGGAGAGAAGGUUGGAUUUUUCAACGGAGAUCCCAUAACAACCAUAGAAUAACAGUAACACAGAAAUGGUAAAAACUGAAGCUUUUUCCUUUUCCUGAAUAUGACUUGAAACACAUGCAGACUCAAAAACCAUCAAUAAAAUUAAACGAAUCCUACACGUACACAGCGGCGUACGUGGCGCUCUGGAAGGACCGCGUGGAAGACACGAUAUAACAACUAUCCAUCUCGUGGUACUUGUUCAUUUCAGCUGAUUUUAGUGACAGUAUGAUCGACACUACGCUAACUGUUCCAUGAACCAAGAAAUAUAUUCAAAAACGCUGACAAGAUACAGAAUGAUAGAAUGUGCAUCUUUCAGUUCAAUUCCAUCGCCAUAUCCGCAUCAGAAUGAAGAUAUCGUUUGAUCACAAUAUGGCGUCAUCUGUCCAUCUAAUCUUUCUGCAUGUGAUUUAUUUAGUUAUAAUCCUGAAUGUAAUUGUUUAACAUGGAAAUAAUAAUGCAAAAAAAAAUUAAAAAUACAAUGCUAUUUUACAGAGGUAUAUUUGAAAAAUGAAAAUUAAAAAAAAAGCUACUUGUCUUAACUGGUACUGAAAUGACCUACAGUAAUAUACUACUGGGCUGUGCUUUUAUUGUUUGCCCUAUUGACAUGUUAAGAAGACACUGUAUUAGUAGUUCUGUUUUAUUCUCUCUCAUUUGUUUUCCAUUGUAUUGAUCUUAGUUUUGUUUUUCUUCCUCAGCGCAAUAUUCAAUAUCUCUCUGUCUCUUAAAAUCUAACUGGUUAAACUAGAACUACUGCAGAUUCAUUGUAAAAGGGAAACAGCCUGGUGAUCAUCAAUUAAAGUACAUUUAAAUCUGAA